AUGGGGGCCUCCCCUGCUCCUCCUCCUCCUCCUCCUCCUCCUCCUCCUCCUCCUCCUCAUCCUCCUCCUCCUCCUCCUCCUCCUCCUCCUCCUCCGUCUCUCGCUACUGCAGCUGCCGCUGAGGGAGGCCUCCCCUGCUCCUCCUCCUCCUCCUCCUCCUCCUCCUCCUCCUCCUCCUCCUCCUCCUCCUCCUCCGUCUCCCGCUACUGCAGCUGCCGCUGA
Molecule: messenger RNA, 222 nt
Organism: Closterium sp. Naga37s-1
Lineage: Eukaryota; Viridiplantae; Streptophyta; Zygnematophyceae; Desmidiales; Closteriaceae
Source: the annotation of a GenBank genome assembly